AUGGGUUGCGGCACCUCCAAGGAAGCCGUGCUCAGCAGCGACGGCAGCGGCAGGUGCAGCCGCAGGUUCCGGCGGAAGUCCAGCGUCGUCGCCACCGCCGCCCACCAGCCGGUCGCCACCAAGGACAAUGGCGACGACGUCAAGCUCCACAAGUCGGCGUCGGCGAAGGAGAAGGCCCCUAAGGAGCGGGCCGGCAAGGCCGGUUUGGCUGCGCUCGUCGUCAAGGACGGCGACGAGGCUGCGUCCACCGUGAUCGGCGCCAAGGUCGUCGGGGAGAAGAAAGAGGGGGAGAGCAAGCAGGACGGUAAGAAGGGAGCAGUCGCCGUCCCCGACGACAAGGGGAAGGGGACGGCGACCGAGGAGGCUGCCGGGCCGAAGAAAGACGAGGGCGUCAGGGACAAGGAGGUUGUCGCCGAUCGGGAUGACGGUGUGGCAUCCACGAGCGAGAGCGUCAUCGUCGUCGAGGAGAUGAGGAAUGGCCAGCCUGUCGAGGUGUCGAUCGCGCCUACCGUCGAGGCGGGAAGAGACCGUCGGCGGGGCGAGAAUGAGGAAGGGUGGUCGGCCGAGGCGAUUGAAGACGAGGCGGCAACGUCGAACGAGAAGGACAUCGAGGAGAUCAACGUGGAGGAUGACGGUAGUGUCGCCAUCCCGGAUGCCCCCGUGGGCGUAGUCACCAUUGAGGAUGACAGUAUCAUCUCGGCCGAUGCUCCGGCGAUAGAGAAGGACGAGAUUGGCACGUUUGUGCCUGCUCCGGUGGCCAACGAAGAUGCCGGUGCCACCUUCCUGGCUGCCCCGGUGGCCGGUGAUGAUGGCAGUGCUUCCUUCGUUGCUGCGCCGGCGGCCAAGGAGGACGAACUUGUAUCCAUCGCGUCUGCUCCGUUGGCGGGGGAGAUUGAGGGUAUCACCAUGUCGGUUGCUCCGGUUGCCGACGAGAUUGAUGUUGCCACCUUCCCGGCCGCUCCGGUGGCCAAGGAGGAGGAAAGUGAAACUGCCGCCUUGGUGGAUGCUCCGGUCGCCGAGGAGGUUAACGUCGCCGCCUUCCCAUCCGCUCCGGUGGCCAAGGAGCAGGAAACUGAAACUGCCGCCCUCGUUAAUGCUCCGGCCGCCGAGGAGGUUGGCGUUGCCUCCUUCCCGGCCGCUUCGGUGACCAAGGAGCAAGGAAGUGAAACUGCCGCCCUCGUGGAUGCUCCGGUCGCCGAGGAGGUUGGCGUUGCCGCCCUCCCGGCAGCUCCGGUGGCCAAGGAGCAGGAAAGUGAAACUGCCGCCCUGGUGGAUCCUCCGGUCGCCGAGCAGGUUGACGUUGCCUCCUUCCCGGCCGCUCCGGUGACCAAGGAGCAGCAAAGUGAAACUGCCGCCUUGGUGGAUGCGCCGGUCGCCAAGGAUGAGCAAACUGUAACUGCCGCCUUGGUGGACGCCCCGGUGGCCAAGGCAGAUGGAAGUGCAGCCACCGCCGAGGCUGCGCCGGUGGUCACGCGGGAGCAAGAAGAAGAUGCCGUCACCGUAGACGCCCCUGCCCCGACGACGGCCAACGAGGACGAAAUUGCCACCGGGGCGGCUGCUCCUGCAACCAACGUGGACGAAAGCCCCGCAUUCCCCACCAAGCCGGUGCCGGAGGUGGAGGUGCCAGAGGCGGCAGAGCAACCCACGCCUUCCUUGAACAACGACGAUCUGAGAAGCGAGCCAGAGCUGCCGGCGCCUACUGUCGUCAAAGAGGCCGCAGUCGAAGCCAAUGAUGAGACCGAGCAAACUAAGGAGGCAACGGCGACCGAGGAGGAGGUGGUCACCGUCGAGGAGGUCGACGUCGUGCCGCAAGAGGUCGAGAGCGUCUCCCGGGAGCCGGAACAGGAGGAGACAUCCGCGGCCACUUUGAGAGACGAUGAUGGUACUUUAUAA
Messenger RNA from Triticum turgidum subsp. durum (durum wheat), 1893 nucleotides. Lineage: Eukaryota; Viridiplantae; Streptophyta; Magnoliopsida; Poales; Poaceae. The record is from the annotation of a GenBank genome assembly.